CUCGAUGGAAAUCGAUCAGGGCUCCACGCCCGACGACAUGGAGAAACUGGAGUGGGACGAGUUCGAGCCGACCACCAGUAGUGGCGCGGAGAUACGCCAGUCGGAGCAGACGUCGGAAGACGAUUCCCUAUACUAUUACUAUGCCAAGACCUUUGAGAAUACGGGCGAGUUUCUCGCGCACAGUCAGUUAGAGUGCUGUGCGAGUUGUCGGGCACAGGAUCCGCAUCUAUUCGACUCGGAUAUGAUGACGCCAUUGCAUUAUGCUGCCGCCUGGGGACAUGCGGACUGCGUUCGCAUCCUGUUGGAGCACAACGCCCCCAUCAAUGUGGUCAAUAGUGUGGGCUAUACGCCGCUCCAUGUGGGCGCAGGGUCGGUGGAGGUGGUGCGACUGCUGAUCAAGCACGGCGCUCUCAUAAAUGCCAAGACCCUGUCCGAUGGCAAGACGGCACUCCAUUUGGCCAUCGAGUCGCGCUGCCAGGAGGCGGCUCACGUUAUCCUGCAGACGAAUGUGAAUAUCAACGAAACGGAUGAUGACAACGAAACGCCCCUGAUGACGGCCAUCGUCUGCGGUCUACUGCCGCUGGCCAAGGAACUGAUCGAGCGCGGAGCCAGGCUCAAUCUGCAGGACAAGCUCGAUCGCACCGCUCUCUAUUAUGCCGUGGUGGGCCGUCAUCUGGGCAUUGCCCAAAUGCUUUUGGAGCGGGGAGCGCGACGUUUGACGGCCCAACAUUUGCUGCAUCGUUGCGUCCGCUAUAAUGAUCGACCGCUGGUGGAGCUGCUCAUCCGUUAUGGCGACGGGCUGUGCGUACGGGACGAGGACAACCACACGCCGAUUCUGGUGGCUAUCCAUCAGCAGCUACCUGGCAUGUUAUCCUAUCUGCUGGACGUGGCUGAGCAGCACAAACAACAGGGUAUUUACAGCGACUGCCAGGAGCAGGGUCUCCUGCUCUUUGCUGUCCAAAACAUCGUAGAUGUGAAGUCCUUCCAGGCUGUGUUGCGCGUUCUGCUGGCCAAGCUGGAGAGUGCGCGUCGGGAUCUUUACAGCUCGUAUGCGCCCACCAUAGUUUGUGGUCUCAUCUACUGCCAGACUCCUCUGUCGCGUGCCAUAAACUUGCAACACCUCGACAUUGCUGAGCUGCUUAUACAGGAGGGCUGCAACCUCGCCCAAAUAUGUCGGGAGCAUGUGGUGAACGAGCUCCGAUCCAAUUGCUCACCGCGCAGUCUGGCCUUCGGACGACUACUACACCAUGCCGGCUUCAAGUUUCCGCACAAACAACGGGCCAGUCCCUGCAGCUGGUCCCGGCAGAGGCUGCAGUUCGAGCAGCAGAUGUCCCAGCUGGGAUCGCAGCCGCAGACUCUGCAAUCGCUGGCCAGACAGAGCAUUCGGCAGCGGUUGUUGUUGCAACUGCAGCGGCGACCGGAACUGCAGCGGAAGUAUCGGCCGACGGGGGAGCAGUCGACUUUGGCGCUGAUUGUGAACGAGCUGUGUAUACCGGCGGUGUUGAAGGGGUAUCUGAGCCACUACGCUGAUCUGCCGGCAGUGAAGGACAUCGAGGAGGAGGUGAACGGCAGAUCGCUUUGGGAUAUGGGAAUGUAGACUCUUUAAUUGUAGCGUUGUAAUUCAAAGA
This is a messenger RNA of Scaptodrosophila lebanonensis, 1628 nucleotides long. RefSeq names its product ankyrin repeat, PH and SEC7 domain containing protein secG. The transcript has 2 exons. The record is from RefSeq and is a predicted model, not a curated record. Gene Ontology annotation, molecular function: protein binding. The coding region runs from base 5 to 1597 and encodes 530 amino acids. NCBI's taxonomy places the organism in Eukaryota, Metazoa, Arthropoda, Insecta, Diptera, Drosophilidae.